UACUCUGUUGCCUGCGCAUACGCAUUGUGCGCUAUCGUUCCUCGUUAUGUCAGUGUGACACAUGGCGUUGGACAGAACGCAUGUGCGCCUACCCACCACUUUGGCGCGAAUAUUAUUAAAUGGUAAAAAAGUGCCCGAUGUAUAAUCAAAUUCUGUGAUGACAGAGACCAUUCGGUAUAUCACAAGGAUUGUGUUUUUAACCAUACUUUAUUAUGCAGUGAUAAGUGUUUAUAAAGAAAUAAAAAGAUAUUUGAGUGUGUUCGAAUACUUGGAACAAUCGCACUGAUCGGAUUGCAGUUUUGAAAACAAUACGAUUUCAAAAUGGAUGAGAAUAUAAUAAACGAGACCUUAUACGGCAGCCAAAGUGAACUUUCAAAAUUCUCACCGGGCCUGCUCACGUUUGCGGCAAUAAUGACGGGUCUCAUCAUGCUAGUGGGGCUCUUCGGCAACCUACUCACCGUGGUGGCCCUGCUUAAGUGCCCUAAAGUGCGCAACGUGGCCGCAGCGUUCAUUAUCAGUCUCUGCUGCGCCGACUUCCUAUUCUGCGCCAUGGUGCUUCCCUUCGCGAUCUCCGGCUUCUGGCAGCAGAAAUGGUCCCACGGCGACGUGCUUUGCAAGCUGGUGCCGUUCCUAAGAUACGGGAACGUCGGAGUUUCGCUGCUGAGCAUCGCUCUCAUCACGCUGAACCGAUACAUAAUGAUCGCUCACCACAGCUGCUACGCGCGCGUGUACCGCAAGUACAACAUCGCGCUUAUGAUCGUCUUCUCGUGGUUGUUCGCGUACGGCAUGCAGAUACCGACGCUGAUUGGGAUAUGGGGUAAAUUUGACUACGAUAAGGAACUCGGAACGUGUUCAAUAGUACCUGAUGAUAACGGCCGCUCCUCGAAGACCGCUCUCUUCGUCAUCGCUUUCUUGGUGCCGGCUCUGCUGAUUUUGAUGUGCUAUGCGAGGAUCUUCUGGGUCGUGCAUAGCUCUGAACAACGCAUGCGGGAACACCAACGCUCGCAAAACGCCAGCCCAGGCUCACUUAACACAGACAAGCGUUCAACCGUUAAAGACAACAGAGAAACCAAGGCGCGUAGGAACGAGUGGCGAAUCACCAAGAUGGUGCUCGCUAUUUUCCUGUCGUUCCUGGUGUGUUACCUGCCCAUCACUAUCGCUAAGGUCGCUGACAACCAUGUACAAUAUCCCGUAUUCCACAUCGCCGGCUACCUCCUUCUGUACGCGAGCGCCUGCGUAAACCCGAUCAUCUACGUCAUAAUGAACGCGCAAUACCGCGCCGCGUACGCAGCGGCGCUGUGCUGCCCUCUCUCGAGGUUGUCGGGGCUCACCAGCGAAAUGGAACGAGCGUCACGGAUACAGCUACAGCAACACACGAACGGCGCUCAGCCAAGUGUCACUGGGGGAAUCCAGAGCGGACCCCAGGGCCUCCACGAUCCCCGCGGGCCCGCGCCGGUAGACCCCCGGCCGGCCCCAACCGGCUCGAGCACGCCGCUAUCCGGCUCGACCACGAAAAUCUCGAGCACGCCGAAAUCAAGCUUGAAAAUGAGCACACCAAGCUCGAACACGCCGAUAAUGAAACCAAGCUCUCUAAAAGUCGGGCCGGCGCGUGUGAGCCCUGUAGGACACAAGAUCAGGUUCCAGAUUGGCAGCUACGGACAGGGUGCUGAUAGGACGACCAAUAUAUAGCGCUCGUCGCUCGCUAAAAGAACUGACCAAAGAUAAUUCCAAAGAGUAUUUUAAUUAGAAAAGCACUGCUUUACGCCAAAUAUUUUGCCAAAAUAUUUUGAUUUUAAGAUUUGACGAUAAUAACAAACGUAACUAGACUAAGACGCACUGAGAUUCCAUCAGAAUGAAGUAUUCAUAGUUUUAACUUUUUUCACAUAUACAUUUUAUUUUUAUUUUUUAAUGCCUAUGUAUAUAAUUUUUAAACAAAGUCCGUCCUGCUAGCGAGCGACGAGUUGUUAUAAUGGUAAUAUAGUUUUAAUUAUUUGUAAAUAUUUAUAUUACAUUUGUAAAGUGAUAUUUAAAUGAAAUACAAAUGUAUCUCCGAUGAAUUUUACAUGUUGCAACUGUUUUAAAAAAACAGUUAUCAUGUUUUGUUAUACAUUCCUUUUAUCUGAAGUUUAGAUCUGUUUUCUAUUUAUUUUUAAGUGAAUACACAUUCCAAACAUGUUUUAAUUUUACAACCGAUACUAAAUAUAGAAGUGGCUGUUUAACAUACUAAAAAUGAAUUAUGCAACCUUCAAAGUUUCACCAGCAGUCGUGUCGUCGGCAAAUACGAGUGCGGGCAAUUUAUUCGAGAAGGGAAAACAGAAAGUUUUCACAAUUUGAUAUAUACUGAAACAAUGGAAACACACCGAACUUGUCAGUAGAAAAAGGCGGGAAACCACAGAUUAUAUAAUAGUUCGCGAAACUCAUAUUUUCUAUGGGACGUAAAGCCUUUGCGCUUAUUUUUUUAUAAUUUGCCGCCUUUGGCAACUAACAAAGUAGCUUUAAGUAUAAUCUACAAACUAGCGCCGCGCCGCACUAAUUUAGCCCCUGUAAUCUCUCGUAGGUAUUAGCAGUAUGUAAUUCUACAAAAUAUCAAGAUUUAUGAUAUGAAUGACGCUUGUAACAAUUAACUAAAUGCGUAGACUAGAAUAGACCAUAAAAGUAUGAGAUUUAGACACCUGUUAUAAACAUGUACCUACCUACAGUUAGCAUCAAAUAUACCUGCAAAAGUGGUCAAAUAGUUCGUUACGCGACGUUUACGGUAGUACUAUUAGUUAUUCUGUGGUUACACCAUAUACCUAUUUAGUACGGUGUGACGAAAUAUUUGGCCACUUGGCUGCUACAAUAUAUUUGACGCUGACCGUACCUACCUAUGCUAAGCCACGCUAAGCUAAUAGUUUUGCUGACUGUACCUACCAGAAACACCACAGGAACACGGAUUUAUGUCGGAAACCACUACUGUGUGUUUGCCUGCAACUUUUCCAUUCUAUCUACCCUCCAACGGAUUUCCUGGAAACCGCGCUCCAUUACGUUCCACUGUGUGUACCCGCCUUUAUUUUAUUACCUACGUAGUGUCUAUUGUCACUAAGAUUUAAAAAAAAGAACAAAAUACGCUGAUUGGGUUUUAAAUACUGAAAUAGAUCGUCAGUAGGAAAAGGUGAGAAAUUUAAAUUUUCUAUGGGAGAUCAACCCUUCGCGCCUUUUUUUUUAAUGAUAAUAGUCAGUAUUUUACUCGAUUAUUGAAAUAUAUCUAUCAUAAUAAUUGUAAGCAAAGGUAUAAUUAUGAUUUUUUAUACUGUGUAUAAACUAGAAAAGUGAAAAAUGUCUAUAUGGUGAAACUUGUGAAAAACAAUAAUAAAUUAGAAUCUAAAUGCCAUAUUAGUAUUUAAGAUCAGAUCAAUUAUGAAAUUGUAUUAAUAAAAUUGACAAUCAUAAUAAAAAGUUAGGUAGAUAUACUCAAAUAUUUGCAUUAUUUAUUACUUUAUAUUUACUUAGUUACUACUUAAGUUUCAAACAUGGACAAAUUUUGAUACAAAAUAAAUGAAAUUUGAAACGAUGA
Cydia fagiglandana is the source of this 3553-nucleotide messenger RNA. Its product is annotated as G-protein coupled receptor moody-like. NCBI's taxonomy places the organism in Eukaryota, Metazoa, Arthropoda, Insecta, Lepidoptera, Tortricidae. The record is from RefSeq and is a predicted model, not a curated record. Gene Ontology annotation, molecular function: G protein-coupled receptor activity. The coding region runs from base 322 to 1689 and encodes 455 amino acids. The transcript has 9 exons. Gene Ontology annotation, biological process: G protein-coupled receptor signaling pathway. Gene Ontology annotation, cellular component: membrane.